AUGAACCGAGAAACAAGCACAUCACCCGAUAUACAUAGUGGUGAUAAACCCGGGCCGGCCAAGUCAAGACCCCCAGCGCAUAUACAACAAAGACCGACUUCUAGCCCAGAAGACACGUGGUUUGCGAUCAAGGAUAUAGUAGACGAGAGGCUCAAGAAGAAGCAGCUCUGGUACAAGGUGGACUGGGCCGACAACAUUGCAACGGGAGAGAAGUACGAACCAACUUGGAUCCCCGCAGAAGACGCCAACGAGGAAGCAGUCGAGGACUGGGAGCGUGUAAAGAGGAGGCGCAAGCUUGGAACCCAGGACUCGAGCCUCGACAGCCAGCCCGUACAACUUCCAAAUUGGCGAGCAAAGCGACGUACAGAUGGAAAUAUUGUGAAUUCGGGGAGGAACUCUGCUUCAGGAACUACUGGACAUCAACGGCAGUUUGAAGGAACGAGAACGCUCUCCUCUCAGGAAACCGCAGAUGCCUUGCGCUCAUCUCCCGAGCCUCAACUCUCACACAGCCCUGAUCUCCCCGCAAUCAAUCAGGGCAACCGGAUUGUCAUCGAACUGUCGAAUCCGUCCCGCCUAGAUCUGUCCGAGUACGUUCCUGUUACCUCAUCACAGUUGUCGGAAUACACCGCUUCACAAGGCCUCCAUCAGCCAGGUGCGUCGUGCGAUCCUCAGUCUACACAGCAAGCUGUUGUAUCGCAGAGGACCAUACCUGAUUCACAGGACUUUUCUGCUUCAGAACCCUCCGCUGAAGCCUCCAGUGGUCCGAGGUCAAGUGAAAUACUUGAAGCUGUUCGAUACGGUUCGCAAAUCAACCUUUCCAGAGCACAGGCCCCCGGGAUUGCAGUAGCUGAAGCGGAGUCAGCCAGCGAUCAGCAACAACGAAACUCAAACCAAGAAUCCUCUGGUAGUGCCAUUCCUUCGCAUCAACCUGGCGGAUCGCUAUCAGUCAGAGGCUUAGAGACGACGUCGGAAGAUCCUCAAGCAUCUUCUCUACCGUCAAAUACGAGCACAACGCCAAGUGGUCUACCGCGACCACAGCCGCAAGGAUUGUCUGUUGAGGAGGGAGAGCUUUUCCACUUUCAGACACAGCCUGACUUUCAGCUCAACUUGACACCUACACUGGAACCUGAGUCUGACUCUCAGAGAGCGUCAAACACCAGAAGGACAGAUCCUGCGGUGCGAAACGCCCUUCCAGCUGCUUCAGAAUCAGCGACACUUCCUGAAGCGGCUGCCCACUCUGCGCAGCUCAUCCGUCCCCUUCAUAGCCAACCCAGUGAAGAGUUCCAGUCUCAGUAUUUCUCAGGUCUCGGCCUUGACAGCUCUGUGGACCACAUCAUCCCAGAGACUGUCCACAAGCCCAGAUACGUCUCGCCACCUCAGCAGCAUUCAGCUUUAUUUCCGUCCGCAAGUAUUGUUGAUAGCGUCGAGAAGGAAGAUUAUCAAGGAGAGGAACACCGCAGUCCAAGGCAUUCGCCAUCCAACAGCCUCCAUCCAGACAUAGAAGACGAGCUCAGAUCCGCAUCACCAGCUACCCCAGAACUUUCCAGUAUGGACGGCACUUCAAGGAAUGCGACCCCAAGGUCUGCGGUUGAUGAGCUCAGAGAGGCCCAAGCCUUGGCUUUUGCGCGCGGCAAUACUGGACUUGGGUCAGACCAAGGGGUCGAGAGCAGCGGUGAACAACCCAUUGUGUCGCCCUCUAUUGCUUUCGCUGGUGAAGGUGAAGGAAUCUUGGGGCUGGCUGCUGGUGAAGUUUCUCACCCAGACACCCAUCAUACCUGGCAGCAAGACUCUGAGAUGUCCCAGGCAAUGGAUAUAAACCCUGCAGACAUCUCGAUACGGCAACCUGCAGCAGAUUUUAUUACACCGGGAAAAGUUCCAUCUGGAGGCGGAGAUUUCGGUAUCGAUUUCGCCUCAUCAUUACAACCUUCCACUAAUGAGAAUCUGGAAUCGACAAACGACGAGCACCUAGUCUCCGGCACGAUAGCCCCGUCGGCGCUUGUGACAUCGACCGAGUUUGACGCCAUCCCGAUAACAUCGUUACCAGGCGACGACUUCGCUGGUGUUGAGACUGUGGAGCAAGCCGUGGCAGACAUGCUCCCCGGGUCCGAGUCGCCAUCGUCAGACGACGAUCAGGUGGCAUCUCUAGACAACCUGGUCACUCCGAUACCCGCCGCACUGAACGAGUAUGUCAUCACGUUGCCACUUGCGGCAAACCUUCGGCCACAGUACCUAGAAAAGAUCACAGACAACAAGCGCAUCAUCGAAGCGUUCACAGAGGUCUUCAACAGCGACGAGCCAAAGGAUCCCGAGGACUCACUAGUCGCUGGUAUCAACAAUGUGUUCCAGUCGCUGCUUGACAUUGGCGACUUUCCCGCCUUUGUCGACAGCCUGCCCUCGAUGUCCAAGGAGGAGAUGAAGAAGCACGCCACAGGAACGAAUAGCAAGUUCUCGUUCGUCUACGAACUCCUCGACGGGCUGCGCGACAUGCCGCUCCAGGUACUAUUCUUGUCAAGGCCCGGUCGUAUCGCCGACUUUAUCGAGGCUAUUGUAGCCACAGAGGGUUUCAAGUAUCAGCGGCUCGGUGAUGAGAGUUUUCUGCAGAGUGAGGAUGCGGGGAGCCCGCUGUCGGUGAUUAUCGGCAGCACGGACGCCGAUGCCUCUCAGCUUCCUUCGGAAGUUGAUCUUGUCAUUGGUUUCGACCAGGCAUCGCGGGUGUCUGGCCUGCUCAAGCUGUACGCCUCGGACGACCAGUUCAACGGCGCGCCUACGGUGCUGUCCUUGGUCGCUACCCAUUCGGUAGAGCACAUCGACCUGAGGAUAUCCAAGAGCCUAGAUGCGUUGGAACGCAAAAAUGCACUUCUCAUAUCCACGGUGCAGUCACGGCCGCUCAUCCUUGACCCUGAACGGGGAUACCCAGAGCCCCAUGAGGCAGCCGAGAUUUUCAGCAGAUACAUCCGAAACCCAACCAACGACUUUGACUGGGAGCCCCAGCCCAUCCCUGACGACAUCUUUGAUGUCUACCUGAGCUCACAGGUGCCUCAACAGGCUACUCAAGAGCAGAUGCUGCGGCCGGAGCAAGACACGACUCGGGGCACCAGUCGUAAGAGGCUAUUGGAUGAGAAUGAUGCUGCCGAAGGCACACCGAAACGCGCGCGGAUCAGUGAGUCCGCGGACCGCGCCGGCUUCAAGUCACCCAUCCACCUCAGCGAGGCACUCCUAGCAGCCCUUGGAGGAUCGUUGUCUAUCAAGGGCCCCACCGUAGAGAUCUCUGUCGACCAACUUGAAGCCAUGGCCAUCAAGAUUGAGCAGCUGCAGACCCGUCUGCAAGAAAAGGACGUGUUUGAAGAGCAGCUGCGCGGCAAGAUCCGCAGCCUGGACAGCCAGGUCAAGUCGCACGAGAAGACGGCGCGCAAGAUCCAGCCCAAGUACAUGCAGGCGCUGCGCGACCGCGGCACCUUUGAGCUCGAGCGCGACGCCGCCGUCAAGAAGGCCGAGGCGGCCGAGGCCAAGAUCGAGGCGGGCCGCGCCACGGCCGCCAAGCUCAGGGAGGACGUCGCGGCCCUGACGGCCAAGCUCGCCGACGCCAACAAGGCCCUCGCCUCGUCGGACAACCCGGACCUGGCGCGCCUCGCCGCGGCGGACGAGCAGCUCCGGCAGGCGGUGCAGCGCGCCGAGGCCCUCGAGCGCAAGGCGGCCUCGGCGCAGACGGACCUCGACUACGCGCGCUCGGCCUACCAGAACGCGUCCAACUCGGCCGCCGACCUGGCCGCCGAGAACCGCGAGCUGCAGGCGCGCGCGCGCGACCUCGAGCAGCGCGCCUCGCGGAACCUGCUCGAGGUCCACCGCGUCAACCACGCCGCCGAGGUCGACGGCCUGCGGCGCCUGUGGCUCGAGCACCAGGCCAUCGCGCGCGAGCGGGAGCGCGACCUCGAGCGCGCGCGCGAGGAGCUCAAACUGCUCAAGAACGGCCGCCGGGAGACGAGGGCCACGAGCGUGCCGCGUAGCCCGCGGCUCGGGAUGAUGAGCCCCCGCACCGUGGCGGGCGGGCGCGCCGCGGGCCUGCCGUCUAGCAGGGGCACGAGCCCCGUGCCGUACGACGGGCCCGGAGGAGGGGGUGCCGCCGCCGCCGCCUCUGGAGGCGGUGGUGCGCCGCCGCCGGGGAUGCCGCCGGGCAUGGCCUACUUCAAUCAGCCGGCUGGGAAUGGACGGUGGGGGCACCUGCGGGAUUGA
This is a messenger RNA of Thyridium curvatum, 4230 nucleotides long. RefSeq lists its product as uncharacterized. The coding region runs from base 1 to 4230 and encodes 1409 amino acids. Gene Ontology annotation, cellular component: HDA1 complex. NCBI's taxonomy places the organism in Eukaryota, Fungi, Ascomycota, Sordariomycetes, Thyridiales, Thyridiaceae. The record is from RefSeq and is a predicted model, not a curated record. The transcript has 4 exons.